AAUCCAAAUUGAUUACUCAGGAUAAUGUUCGCAUAAUCGAUGAUUGGUUUUAAUCUUCUUAAUAACAUUUUUUCAAACAAUUUGGAGAGAGUUGAUAGAAAGGAAAUCCGACGAUAGGACUUUACGUUAUUGGGCUACUUCACAGGUUUUUGGAGCAUUAUGAUUUUUGCUACUUUCUUUAAGUAAUUCCUCAGUUUUCAUUAUGCGAUUUAAUUAUUUAAUUAUUGGGCUUAAAGAUAUUCGCCAAGUGUACUGCAAACGUUACAGCUUUAUCCUUGUUGUCUUUAGCCCAAGAACCGUUGCCCUUUUCUGAUUGGAGGGAUUUGGAAAAUCGGUUUCUUCAGGUACUUUGUAGCCCUUCACAGAGAGUAUUCAUUCCUUUCGUUAGCAGAUAAAUUUUCUAAAUAAUUGUUUGUCGAGAUUUCUACUAUUUCAAGAUUUCUCGUUUCAGCUGCAAAAAUUAACCCAAUUAAAUUAAACUUUCUGACAUUCUGCUGGCUUUUCAUUCCCUUCGUUUUUAAAGCUGAGAAUGCUACACUUCAUAAAAAAAAUUCCAAAAAUAAUCUCAUAUAAAAAUUUUACUACACUGGGUUAUUUUUUAUUUCAGUUUAGAUAAAAAUUCACAGCUGUUAAUCAAAAAGUGAAAACAUAUUUAAAAGGUCUUGUCUUCAUAUGAGGCCGUUCCGUACCAAUGGGUAUAGUUAGACAGUUGUUUAUAUGUCAAAGUCAGGAUAUUAGCUGUCGUGCUUAUAGGUUAUUGUUAAUCGACAUUUUAAAGCAAAAUGUUACAAUUGCAGAAUAAUUGUAUAAGAAAUAUAUUCAAAGUUUUUCAAAUAAAUAGACAUAAUUUUUUACGCUCAACAAAUGAAACCACAUUAAACCAAGUUUAUCAGAAUUUUCAUAAAAUUUGCGUAGCAAAUAAACUCAAAAUUAAUAAAUGCAAUUUUUGUUCAAAACCAGUGUACGAUGUUAAUACAAAUGUUGUUAAGGAUGUUGUAAUAUUUAAAUAUGAGAAUCCCAAAUUUUUCAAAGUGAUAAAUCUAUUCGGACUUUCGCAAUUUUUCUUUUGGACUUAUCUGUCUCAUUUUGCAUUUACAACUUUGAGGGAUGCUCCUGUUGAUGAAACAAUUGCAAAAGAAGAAGUGUGGUAUAAGAGAAUUAAUUUGGGGGAAAAUAAGUUUCGAAAUGCUCUUACAAUAUUUUCUUUUCUAAUUGGAUAUGGUGUAUUGACAGCUGCUUGGCUUUUCACUCUACGAUCUGUUAGGUUUUUGGUGCUAAAGAAAGGUGGAAAAUCGAUUAGUUUGGUUACUUAUAGUCCGUUCGGCGAAAACAGAAUUAUGACAGUGCCUCUUAAUUGCGUAUCUGCAGAAACAUCUCGUGAAUCAGCCAAAGUUCAACUACCACUCAAAAUAAAAAAUAGAAAACUUUUUUAUAUAUUAGAUAUGAGAGGUGAAUUCACAAAUCCAAGAUUAUUUGAUUAUACAGUAGGCUUAAAGAGAAAAUUAAACUAAUAUUUUUUAAGGAUAUUGAAUGUAUAAUGUAUUAAUAAAACAUUAAAAGUUAAUAAAUUGGCGCAGGUCUUUGCGUUAUUAAUAGUCCAAAUCUUUUUUUUAUAGUUAACCUUUGCCUUGAAUAUUUAU
Molecule: messenger RNA, 1640 nt
Organism: Condylostylus longicornis
Lineage: Eukaryota; Metazoa; Arthropoda; Insecta; Diptera; Dolichopodidae
Product: transmembrane protein 223
Exons: 3
Coding region: 783-1511 (242 amino acids)
Biological process (GO): nervous system development
Cellular component (GO): mitochondrion
Source: RefSeq, a predicted model, not a curated record